This is a messenger RNA of Penicillium expansum, 4041 nucleotides long. RefSeq lists its product as uncharacterized. The transcript is spliced from 5 exons. The record is from RefSeq and is a predicted model, not a curated record. Lineage: Eukaryota; Fungi; Ascomycota; Eurotiomycetes; Eurotiales; Aspergillaceae. The coding region runs from base 1 to 4041 and encodes 1346 amino acids.
AUGCACGGAUGGCCUCACAAUCUCAACAUGCGAUUUAAUUUAAACUCACUGGGACUAGGCUCCCUCUACACAUCAGUGCUCUCUUUUUACUUGGGUCAGGAGUCGAGUUCUGUAACACAUGAACCUGCCCUCCCGCCAUCUUACCCGCUAGCAGUGCGCAACCCGUAUCUAUCGGCAUGGAUGCCCAGCGACCGAGUACAGCAGCUACCCUCUGCCGAACCCCAAUUCUGGGCUGGCCAGGAGCUCGGCUGGUCCGUGAUUGUCCGUGUAAAUGGUCAGGCAUAUAGUCUGAUGGGUGUGCCAGACCCGGAGGAAAGCGAUAUCCGCCCUGCGACAGUGCAUCGUGCUGAGUUUACUGCUACGCAUUCAAUCUUUGAUCUCACGGCUGGUUAUUUGACUGUACAUGUAUGUGGAGCGCGCGGUCAGAGUAUCCAGGUGUAUUCGGAUAUUGAUGCCAGGUGGACUGGCCGAGAAAGCCGCUCACAGCGCGACUUUGAAGAACAAGACGGCCUGAUCAUUUACUCGCUCACGGUCAAAGACGCACCGUUGUAUGCUGAGGCAGACGACAUGGCUCUUUGGGGUUCAGCAAUCUUCGCCUCUCGACCUUCUAGCUUUGCUCAACUGUCCUCCCUCUCAGGAAGUCCCAAUGACGUACGAGGCCUAUUCGCCAAGGACGGCGAGCUAUCUGGCGAGGAUGAUGCCUGGGGCGAGGGAAGUGUUGUCGCACUGGCUCACAAUCUUGGUAAAGUGACUGGUGGACUUUCUGUGAACUUCGUGGUCGGGUACGAGAGAGAAGCCGCCAUCAACUAUCUGGGAGAAGAGUACACAGGUUUCUAUCGCACAGAGUACCCGACCACACCGAGUGCCCUCUCGUUCUUCUUGGAUGACUACAGCAGCGCAUUGCUAGAGUCCUUGGAGCUAGAUCGGGAGCUGUCCGCCUUAUCUACCGCCGCAGGGGGUCCCAAGUACGCGGAUAUCCUAGCUCUUUCGACCCGACAAGCAUACGGAGGCAUCGACUUGGUUAUUCCUAAUGACUCUCUUGACACCGGUGAGGUUUUGGCUUUUAUCAAGGAACUUUCUAGUGAUGGAAAUAUCAACACCAUCGAUGUUAUCACGCCCGCCUUUCCAAUUUACUACGUCAUGGAUCCGGAUUACAUCCGACUGUUGCUGGAGCCCGUGAUGAAGUACCUCGCUGCUGGCCGCUGGCAUUUGCCAUACACAAUCCAUGACCUUGGCGCUCAGUAUCCUCAUGCUAUUGGUCACGAUGACCAGGAAGCAGAGCCAAUGCCCAUCGAGGAGUGCGGAAACCUGCUUAUCUUAGCUGCUGCAUAUGUUCGAGCCACCGGCGAUUUGGACUGGACUUUGCAGUACAUGGAGGUCUUCCAAAAGUAUGCAGAUUACUUGGUGGACAAUAGUAUCAAUAUUGCUGAUCAGCUAUCGUCGAAUGAUGCAGCUGGACCUCUCGCAAACGAGACAAAUCUGGCCAUCAAGGCCGCAGUUGGACUCAAGGCGUUUGGGGAGAUGAGUGGAUAUGGGUUUUACUCCCGCGUCGGCGAGGAACAUGCAAAUAUCUUAUUUCAGAAAGGUCUGGGAACAGACAAAGAUCAGACACAUUUUGUUCUGGAAUAUCCUGACUGGCCAAAUACUUGGAAGACCCCAUACAAUCUCUUCCCUGAUGUAUUGCUGGGUCUGGAGACAUUCUCCGACGCUGCCUAUCAAAUGGGAGGUAGAUUUUUCACAACUGUUCGCGGUGAAUAUGGUGUCCCUCUCGAUAAUCGUCAGGACUGGGCCAAAUCAGAUUGGAAUAUGUGGCUGGCUGGCACCUUUGAGACGAGCACCAGGGACGAGUUCGUCGAUGACUUGUGGUCAUUCAUGACCAACGGAAAACACAACUGGCCUUUCUCUGAUCGGUAUGUUGCAACUUCUGCGCACGGAAAUGAACCAGGAGUUCCUAUCUUGUGCCGGGCCCGUCCGACUCCCCGCCCCAACUUCGGUGCUCAAGGCUACCCUAUUUCGAAUGGUGCGGCUGCGGGUCCUGUCCCCGGUGCCACGCCGCUUCUCCCCAACAAUGGCCGUGUGAUUCAGAGCGGCCCGACACGAAUCUUGUGUAUUGCGGACGUGCGAGGCAACUUGAAGUCUCUUAACGAGCUUGCGAAGCAGGCCCGCGCCGACCAUAUCAUUCACACCGGUGACUUUGGCUUCUACGAUGACACUUCCCUCGAGCGGAUUGCAGACAAAACAUUGAAGCAUGUGGCACAAUAUUCCCCCCUCCUUCCUGAGAACGUGAAACGGUCCAUCGCACAGGUAUCUCCCCAGCAGUCAAUUAAGCAGCGCUUCCCGCCCGAGCAACUGCCCCUCUCCGAGCUCUCCAUGCUUCUGGACAAACGCAUCACCCUUGAUGUCCCGGUUUAUACAGUUUGGGGUGCCUGUGAAGAUGUGCGCGUGUUGGAGAAGUUCCGCUCGGGUGAGUACAAGGUAGAUAAACUUCACAUUAUCGACGAGGCCAACUCGCGCCUUCUUGAUAUCGGUGGCGUGAAGCUCCGUCUACUGGGUCUGGGAGGUGCCGUCGUGAUGCAUAAGCUUUUCGACAAUGGCGAAGGAAAGACGACUAUUGCCGGCGGCCAAGGUACCAUGUGGACAACACUUUUGCAGAUGGGCGAACUCAUCGACACCGCCAAUCGUGUCUACGACCCCUCCGAGACUCGUGUCUUCGUCACCCACGCUUCCCCUGCCCGCGAGGGCAUGCUGAACCAGCUUUCUGUUACGCUCAAGGCCGAUUUUUCCAUUUCGGCCGGUCUUCAUUUCCGCUACGGUUCCUCGUACAAUGAGUUCUCCGUGAACCCGUCUUUGGACCACUACCGCGGCAAGCUUGCUGCCUCCAAGGCAUCAUUCAACGAUGUCUGGGAGACGGUCAAAAUCGAGGUUGAGGCAGCCAUCUCCUCUAAUGAUGGACAGAAGACUCUCCUAGAGAAUGCCCUGGAUGUUGUUCACAAGAUGCCGUCCAUUGCCAAUGGCGGUAAUCCAUUCGGAGGCCCCGUUGCCGCUGGUAAUGCUGCUGGACAGGUUGACGAGAGUGCAUUCAAGAAUAUGUGGAACUUCAACUUGGCGGAUGCCGCGUUCGGAUAUCUCGUACUAGAGGUUGAAGGUGGACGCAUCGCGACAGAGAUGCGGGCUCAGGGAUUCAACUUCGCCCACCGCACUGGAAAACCCCAGCCAGGUGGUGCCCCUCAACCUGUAUCCAGCGGUCUCCCAGCGACCACUGCCUCACCCGCCCCGACCGGCGCUGCCCGGACCCCUGUCGUGGCUCCCCAGUUCGGCCAAGCCCCUCCCGCGCGUGCACCCAUUCCUCAGGCCCAGAAGGGACCGAGAGCUUCCCCUGUUCCCGUGAUUCCCAAGUCCAUUAGCCCGCAGCCACCUGCUGCCGCCUCUGCUCAGCCCGUCGGGGAAGAGAAGACUGCGGCUGCCGACACUAACGGUACCGCGCCGCAUGAAAAGCCAAGUGAAUCACCUGCACCUCGUGGCGAAAAGAAGCCCGCAAAUGCUCUUUUUGUAACAAGUGCUGAAAGCGAACAGGCUGUCCGUGACCUCAUCUCCGAGGAGGACCGAUCAAAGAUUACCAAGAUCGAAAAGCUCGGCAAGUACAACCACGUUGUGACAUUCUCGGGCGCCGAAGAGGCUAAGGCGGCUUUGGACCACCUCCCUAUUGAGUUGAAGAAGCCUGGUCCUACUCCCCAUGGCCAGCAACGUAAGCCCAACUUCAAGUUCUUCGAGGACCGCAGCACUCGCGCUGCUGUGGGCAAUGCUGGAACUUGGCAGUCCAGCACCCGGGGUGGCAUCACAACCGCUCAGCGUGGGUACCAGAGCGCCAGUGACAGCGAUGGUAGUCGCCGUGGUGGAUUCGGUGGCCGUGGUCGCGGAGGCCGUGGCAGUGGCGAGCGAGGCCGUGGUGGUCGUGGCGGAGGUCGGGGUGGCUUCAAGAGCGGCCCAAAUGACUCUCCUGCCCCCUCAGGCGACAAGCCUGUUGCAUCCGGUGACGCCUGA